Molecule: messenger RNA, 984 nt
Organism: Epithele typhae
Lineage: Eukaryota; Fungi; Basidiomycota; Agaricomycetes; Polyporales; Epitheliaceae
Product: nucleotide-diphospho-sugar transferase
Exons: 3
Coding region: 1-984 (327 amino acids)
Molecular function (GO): glycosyltransferase activity
Source: RefSeq, a predicted model, not a curated record
AUGUUCAAGCUCGGCAACGCGUCCUACCGCGACUACAUCCCGCUCCCCCGCUGGGAGGGCGAGGCGCGCGGCGGGGGCGGGCCCCGCCGCGACGCCGCGAGCCCGCGGCGGCGCGCGCUCGUGUUCGGGCUCCUCGCGGCGUCGCUCCUCGUGAACGUGCGGUUCGUGUGGGUGCUGGCGACGGCGUGGCCCGCGCCGCUCGACGACUACCAGGGGCUUCGACCGCGAGCCCUCGCAUCCACCCGGCCCGUGAACCCCCAAGACCACGCGAUCGUCACCGGGCUUUACACCGACGCCUUCGCGAGCGCGCCCACGCCGAUCGAGCGCAUCGCGCCCCCGCACGCCGGCGUGCACCGGCACUUCCUCGACCAGUACUCCAAGCUCCAGCUCUGGACGCUCGACCGCAAGGGGUACAAGGCCGCCGUCUACGUCGACGCCGACACGCUCGUCAAGCGCUCCUUCGACGAGCUCUUCCGCCUCCCGUACACCUUCGCCGCCGUGCCGGACGUGUACACCUCCUCGCCCGGGUACGUCACCGCCUUCAACGCCGGCGUGCUCUUCCUCCGCCCGGACUCGGCGCUCUACGCGGACAUGGCGUCCAAGAUCGCGUCCGCGCGCUAUCCGCCGAAGGAGGCCGAGCAGGCGUUCCUCAACCUCUACUUCGGCGCGGAGGCGCUCCGGCUCCCGUACGCGUACAACGCGAACCUCGCGAUCCGGCAGCGCACGCCCGCGCUCUGGGACGCGCUCGCGCGCGAGGCGCGCGUCGUGCACUACACGAUGGCCAAGCCCUUCCUCCAGGGCGACUACGAGGAGGUGCCGCUCGCGGAGCUCGAGCGCAACGCGGCGCGCGUCGCCCGCCAGAAGCCGCUCUUCCGCAAGGAGAUCGACGAGUGGGUCGCGGCGUGGGGUGCGACCAAGCGCGCGUACGGGGCCGAGCUCGAGCGGUGCGAGGGGCUGUCGCGCAAGCCGGGCGUGCACGCGUAG